CAGAUAAAAACACUUAUGUCUGCCUCUAUAUCGCUGCAUCUCUGCUCUCUCACCCUGCCUCCUCCAGUGUUGGCCUUCAAUAUGACGACUGCACAGUUCUUCUUAGGGGCUUCCCUCUUUGUUUUGCUGAUUUUGGACAUAUGCUGCUUCCCUGCUCAGAAAGCUUCUAAUCCCAGUGCGUCCUAUGGCAGCAGUUACACAAAUGUUGCUCCUGGUUUUGGCUCUAACCAGGGUGCACCUUCCAGCCAGAACUCACCUGGAGUAAUGGCUAACGUUGCUUCCUCUGCAGUCUACACACCAUUUUAUCUCCCUGUGCCACAACCAGAGUCCAGUGCCUCUCAGCCUGCUGUUCAGAGAGGGCCAGAAGCAUCAGGUAGCUCCAGUGCUUCUAGACCAGUUCAGUCAGGAUACAGGAGCAGAGCAGCAACAGGAAAUCCUGUCGGCUCAACACAGCUAGGAGCUGCUUUUCAACCUGGCCCACCGCAAGAUAUGAACUGGGUUGUUGCCUCUCCAAUUUUCUCUGGAGCUGAGGAAAUGCCAGCUGUUGGGUCCAGUGGCAUUGGGUUUGUGAGUCCACCUCUUCAACCAGACUACCAGGCAGGAGAGUUGUCCCAUUAUGAAAACAGCCGUGAAAAUGGUGACUACCAGAUGGAGACAGAGGAACAAGGCUACCUGCCACCACCUCCUCUGCUCAUGUCUGCUGGACCAAGCUUCACCAGUCCACCUUGGCCACAGCCUGACUUUCGCAGAAGCUGGACCAUUUAUCCUUACUACGACUACAUGUUCCUGACUGGCCAAUAUCCACCAGGCACAUUCAGUCACUCCAGCAGCAGCUUCGAGCAGGGAACAGACCACUGGCAAGAUGCUCACUAUGUGAGAGAAUAUCCUCCCUACAACACUGGUCCUUCAGAGCAGGUUUCCCCUGAAGUCCCUCAGCCCUCUGACGAUAAACGACCCCCUGUGAGUGGAUAUGGACAUGGUGGUGCAGCAGCAGUUAACCAACCUUCUUCCCAUGGAACUGCCAUGCAACCAACUCUCAGCCAAGCAGGUGGUUAUAGAGGUUAUAACUCAGCCAAGGUUGGCCAAUAAGUGGGGGAUCCCUCCAGCGUGACAGCAUCUCUGAACUCAAUAAAGACCUUGACAAAUA
Messenger RNA from Scophthalmus maximus (turbot), 1147 nucleotides. RefSeq lists its product as uncharacterized. The coding region runs from base 16 to 1089 and encodes 357 amino acids. The record is from RefSeq and is a predicted model, not a curated record. NCBI's taxonomy places the organism in Eukaryota, Metazoa, Chordata, Actinopteri, Pleuronectiformes, Scophthalmidae. The transcript is spliced from 6 exons.